AUGUCGCUGGUGGCUCAGAUGCCCGUCACCACGUUCCCGCGAGCUGAAGCCUCGCUGGAGAUAGAUAAGAAAAUCGAACAUUUGCUUAUCAACAGCGAUCCCAACGAGUGCAACACAAACUUUUCCAUGGUGCUCAAGGCCAUUGUGGACGAGUUGAAAGUGCAAAAGGAAACAUACCACACGUGUUCUGUUCUUGCAUUGAAGCUUCUUCGGCUGAAUCUCCUUGUGAGGAAUAUCCGUCUUUGUGUGGGGAAGUUAUUGGGCUUGAUCCAUAUGCUUUCAGAAAACUUGCAGGCCGAUCCGCAAGAGUCUUUACACUUGAAACAGUUGGUGCUCAUCAUCUUGCUUUUGUUGUUGAAGUUGAAAGAGGACCAAAGGUCGGGAAUUUGCAUCGACCACAACCUAUUGCUCAAAACUUUGCGGGCGCUAGGUUUCGCCAAGAUCAUGGGAAACUUCAUCACACGGCAGAUCGAGCUUUCGGAGUCGGGCCAUGAGCUGUUUGUUAUUCUCAAGUUCUCGUGCGAUAUUGUGUUCCAAUACCUAUACCACAUUAUACUUCUUUCUGACGAGGAGUUUGAGGCCCUCACAGAAUCUCCAUUAAUCCCAACCCUCAUUUCCCACUUGCUUUCCAAUGACAGCUUCAAUCACUAUAAUUUGGAAGAGGACGAUUUUGAAGACGAAUCGCGCCUUAUUGCCUACGAGGAGUUCAAACUCUUGCUUCUCAUCAAUGAACAGUACAUGAUGAUGUCGCUCUCGGCCAAUGUGAAAGAAAAUAAAGUUUUCGAAGGCUUGCUUGCGCAAAGGAGAGACUCUGUCAAUGGUAUCAGUGGGUUCACCAAUCUUUUGGUGUUUCACAUGAACAGAGAAGAAUCUCACAUCAUCAAAAUCUUGAUGCUUAAGUUUCUCUAUGUCAUCUUUACGACAUCUUCCAGCGCAAAACUUCCUUACCUCAAUGACUUGAAGAUUCUCAUUGACAUCAUGAUCCGUGAGCUUAACGAUAUGAGCUAUACUGGUGAAGACCAAGCAAGCAACUCUUUUCUUGCUCUCACAUACCUCAAGGUUCUAUAUCCUAUGUUAAUGUUUUCUCAAAUCAGUGAGCUAGAUCCGGGCUACAAGGCCAAAGAACUCGUGGACAUGCUUCGGAACAUAGUAGUCAAUUGCGACGUGAAUACAACUGACAAGACGGAACGGCCCCGCAUGGCCCAGUUCGAGCAGGCUUCGAAAAUCGUCAAGUUUGCUGUUUUGUGCCUCUCAAUACCAUGGCUCAAACUGGCCAACCGUGCCGAGAAGUUGAUGUCCAAUGCCAAUACAAGCAUGGAAAGCGUCUCUUCGGCAUCGUCGUUGACAAACCGUGUGGCCAACCUCAAGAUCCAAGAGUCCACCUCCUCUGAUCAGCAUUUCCUCUCCCAAGUGGCUUCUGUUCGCACGUCAACAGAGAAUGACUAUCAUAAAAGCAUCACAUCUCACAACUUAUCGGACGACAACGAAACACUGUCGAGUAUGUUUGAAGACAACAACCAUAAUGUGUUUUUAAGUCCCAAGAAAAGCCACGACAGCGCCAGCAUGGAACUUAAAGACACUGUGGUGCUUCUCAAUCUACCAAAAGAGUAUCUUCUCAACAAGCGGCUUCCGCCUCUCCCUCCCGAUAUGUCCCAGGACCGAAGUUCCGGUAACCUCAGUCCAUUUAGCCCGGAACAUGCAUAUUCACAAUCGACUCUAAUGCCGGGGAAAGUGACUAUGCCCCGAAAGUCUCCUCCACCGCCUCCUCCGCCACCAAGGCGCAGGCAUUACUAG
Molecule: messenger RNA, 1794 nt
Organism: Clavispora lusitaniae ATCC 42720
Lineage: Eukaryota; Fungi; Ascomycota; Pichiomycetes; Serinales; Metschnikowiaceae
Biological process (GO): actin cortical patch localization; endocytosis; actin cortical patch assembly
Cellular component (GO): actin cortical patch
Molecular function (GO): Arp2/3 complex binding
Source: RefSeq, a predicted model, not a curated record